Puccinia graminis f. sp. tritici CRL 75-36-700-3 is the source of this 1115-nucleotide messenger RNA. RefSeq names its product 60S ribosomal protein L15. The coding region runs from base 138 to 743 and encodes 201 amino acids. The record is from RefSeq and is a predicted model, not a curated record. Gene Ontology annotation, cellular component: ribosome; cytosolic large ribosomal subunit. Gene Ontology annotation, biological process: cytoplasmic translation. The transcript has 5 exons. Gene Ontology annotation, molecular function: structural constituent of ribosome; RNA binding. NCBI's taxonomy places the organism in Eukaryota, Fungi, Basidiomycota, Pucciniomycetes, Pucciniales, Pucciniaceae.
GGUUAGGGCUAAGCCUAGCCACCCACCGGUACCCACUCCCAGCUCUUCUCGCCCGCCCCCUCACCACGGCCUCACGAACCAUCACCUCCGAUCGAUCAACCCGGCAUCCGACUCUCGACUAACGACCCCCCUCCGACAUGGGUGCCUACAAGUAUAUCGAAGAGCUCCAAAAGAAGAAACAAUCCGAUGUUCUUCGUUUCCUCCUCCGAGUCCGAUGCUGGGAGUACCGACAACUGAACGUCAUCCACCGGGCCUCUCGUCCAUCCCGACCUGACAAGGCCAGACGUUUGGGUUACAAGGCCAAACAAGGCUUUGUCAUCUACCGAAUUCGUGUUCGUCGUGGUAACCGAAAGAAACCAGUCAAGAAGGGUGCCACCUUCGGUAAACCCGUCCGUCAAGGUGUCAACCACCUCAAAUUCCAACGUUCUCUUCGAUCCACUGCUGAGGAGCGAGUUGCCAGACGAUGCGGCAAUCUCCGUGUCCUCAACUCCUACUGGGUCAACCAGGACGGUGUUUACAAAUACUACGAGGUCAUCCUUGUCGACCCAUCUCACAAGGCUAUUCGUCGUGACCCUCGCAUGAACUGGAUCUGCGACCCUGUCCACAAGCGCCGAGAAAGCCGUGGUCUUACCGGUGCAGGCAAGAAGAACCGUGGUAUUGGCAAGGGACACCGUCACAACCAUCAACCCAAGAACGCCGUCUGGAGACGACACAACACUCUGUCACUUCGCAGAUACAGAUGAUCUGUCUCACCGAAAACAAGUGUUAUUUCUAUGCUCCCAUGCGUUGUUUAUGUGUCUGAUCUUUAUGCCAAUUCACACAUGUCUCACCACUUGGGCCUAUCAACAUUUCUCCAAGCGGAGUGUUGCUUUUUGUCCCCUCUUUUUGCUUUCUCAUCCGGACCGCUGAGGUGUUCGGUGAAUUACGCGCAUGAUUCUAGCCCGGCGUGAUCCAUGCAGUCUCGGUCAACCGUAAGCAACAGACAACCGCGGGACUAAUCUGGGGUUUUACUCCGUGUUCCGAUCAAACAAUGUUUCAUCUCGUAGAUUGAGUGCAGUCAAACUUGUCAGGCCACACCCUUCUCAUUGUAUAAGCUACUUAAAGGCACAGGGAGC